Messenger RNA from Purpureocillium takamizusanense, 1647 nucleotides. RefSeq names its product Protein-serine/threonine phosphatase (gene SSU72). Gene Ontology annotation, biological process: termination of RNA polymerase II transcription. Gene Ontology annotation, molecular function: RNA polymerase II CTD heptapeptide repeat phosphatase activity. The transcript is spliced from 3 exons. Gene Ontology annotation, cellular component: nucleus; mRNA cleavage and polyadenylation specificity factor complex. The coding region runs from base 328 to 1092 and encodes 254 amino acids. Lineage: Eukaryota; Fungi; Ascomycota; Sordariomycetes; Hypocreales; Ophiocordycipitaceae. The record is from RefSeq and is a predicted model, not a curated record.
GGCCUGCUUGUCAGGUGCCAGGUAGCUCCUCCAGCCGGAUUUUAGCCGCCGCCACGUGAACGCCUUCAACGUGUGCGUCCCACAACCGAGCUUCUCCAACAUCAACCCAAACACCGUCCGUUUUCUCCCACCCAAAACCACGUCCCAACAUUCAAUGUCCGCGCGAGCGCCGCGUGCGACACUCCGCCGUUCUUCUCGGUGAUUCGGUUACGCCAACUGACGAGCCGAACCACUCCCUCCAAGUUUCCCACAGCACAUGCUCGAAUGAUGCGCUGGCUUGGACCACUGAGCUCUUGUCUACACGCCACGCCCGGAUAAUUCUUCACAAUGGACGUGGUAAACGGAGCGGCACCUUCGGUGCAGAAUGGCACUGGAGCGGGUCAGGACUCUUACAAGCUCAAAUUUUGCACCGUCUGUGCCAGCAAUCAGAAUCGGUCGAUGGAGGCACAUCUGCGGCUGUCGCAGGCCAACUUUCCCGUCAUCUCCUUUGGUACCGGGUCGUUGGUCCGGCUACCAGGCCCGACCAUCACGCAGCCCAACGUAUACCAGUUCAACAAGACUUCGUAUGACAGCAUGUACAAGGAGCUCGAGGCCAAGGACCCGCGGCUCUACAAGAACAACGGCAUCCUCAACAUGCUCGAUCGGAAUAGAGAGGUCAAGUGGGGUCCGGAGCGCUGGCAGGACUGGGCCAUUGGCGUGCCACGUCUGCAGCAUGCGAAAGACCGCGGCCACGUUGGCACCGAAGGCGGCCUUGUGGACGUAGUAUUCACUUGCGAGGAGCGUUGCUGGGAUGCCGUCAUCGAUGAUCUUCUCAACAGAGGUUCGCCGCUGAACCGCCCGGUGCAUGUGAUCAAUGUCGAUAUCAAGGACAACCACGAAGAGGCCCACAUUGGCGGGCAGGGUAUCCUUGACCUUGCAACCUCGCUCAAUAAGGCUGCAGCAGAAGAGCGCGAAGCGAUAGGUGCCGCCGCGUUUGACAGCGGUAGUGCCGCCGGCCGGGCCAGCUUCGACGAGAGAGUGCCCGAGAUUCUCGGGGCCUGGCAGGAACGGUGGCCCAAUCUUCCAUCAACCUGGACGCUCGCGUGGUUUUAGAUGCUUUUGUGUUUUGCGUUCCACAAGUCAUGAUUGAUGGUAGCCAGGCGUUCAUUGGUCCGGUAUUCACAACGGAGGGGGCAACGCGCAUAAGAAGUUCUAUAUCAAAUCUGCAUCUCCCACUUUGGUUGUGGGCCAUCUCCGUCAUAUCUUUCCUGUGGACGAAAGCUCCCGCCGCUCAUUUACAUAGGGUGACCGAUGCUCUUCGGGUUUGACGUGUCCAGUAGGCAGGCGCCGGACUGUACACGGCAUGAGGGGUUGCGAGCGGGUGCCACGGCACUUCUCGGCGGAAGCAUGCGCUCCGUAUAGUUUUGGGACAUUGAGGUCGAAGCACGGAUAACCCCUCCACCGGUGGCAUCGCUUCUGCAUGGCGGGUUAUAUCGGGCUACGGUGCGGAGUUCAGGCUCUGCAAACGAACUUUCGUGUGUCGGCCCAGGCCACUCGAAGCUUUAGCUUUUUCAGCUACCCUGGAUAAUGCCUCCUGAGUCCAGUGAGGUCGUUCGGCCAGCGCGGCGGGGUUAAAAGUAGGUCCCGUCUCGAGUAAAUUGAACUGAC